UUUUGUUUGCGUUCGGAAACCAAAUGGAGUAAAAAUUAUUUGUUUAUUGAUAUACUGCAGCAGUGAUAAAAAUAACGGUGGGACACAAUUAAUAUGCUGAGGCUACCAAGCUUAAUUGUGGCCGCCGAAGCGGCCACCUGUAGACGUAAUUUUGCCAACAAUGCAAAAUGGAAUACCAAAAAGGAGUCUCACUAUGAAGUGCUGAAUGUGAGCAAUGAUUGCACAAAGCGGGACAUACGAAACGCCUAUCUCAAACUCUCCAAACAGUAUCAUCCAGAUGUAAAGUCAAAUGCCGCAAAUGCUGAGAACACGGCGCGUUUUGUGCAAAUAACAGAGGCAUAUCAGACGCUGAUAAAGACAUCGACACGCAAGGAUUACGAUGCUAGUUUAAUCUGGAAUCCAGGAGGCACUCGGGAAACAAUUCAGCCCUGGGAAGUUAGGACCAAUUAUAGCACGGAUCCGGGCCCCUAUUAUGGCAUAAAGGGCAUAAGUCGCGUCUCAAACUGGCAGGUGGCUUUAUUUCUAAUAUCGCUGGGGAUUCUAGGCGCGUUCUUUGGAUUCAGUUCUGCCAAACAUUCUUUUGAGCUGAACCGUCACGUACAGGAUGAAAUCUCAGCGGAGGCAAAUUCUCAUCAUGCGGCUGUUGUCGCCGACGCACAAAAAUAUGGCAAUCAGGAGCAGAUGCGACGCAUGGUCGAGCGUCUGGCCAAGGAUCCCUUGGGCCAAAUGGUAGCCAAAUAAAGAAUAGCUUGUUAUAAAUUGUAAUUUGUAAAUUUGUUAUAUUUUUGAGAAACUCUUUAGAAUAAAAAGUAUUAGAAAAGUUCCAAA
This is a messenger RNA of Drosophila grimshawi, 828 nucleotides long. Its product is annotated as dnaJ-like protein 60. The record is from RefSeq and is a predicted model, not a curated record. NCBI's taxonomy places the organism in Eukaryota, Metazoa, Arthropoda, Insecta, Diptera, Drosophilidae. The transcript has 4 exons. Bases 94 to 741 code for a protein of 215 amino acids.